GACUUGCGCGCUCUCGACUAUGUGUCGGCAUACGACAGCAACCUCAUGUGUCCCAUCUGUCGGAGCGCCUUUGUCGACCCUGUGGUCAUUGCCGACUGUGACCACCACUUCUGCCGCGACUGUCUCGAUCACACAACUAGUUGGAACCAGUACUCAGGCACCUGUCCAACCUGUCGCCGGCCUGGAAGAUUGAUCGGCUCAGGCUCAGCCUCGAAACUCCUGCUCAACAUCCUAGACGAUCUCGUUGUAAAGUGCCCAAAUCAGGCCGAGGGAUGCGACAGACAAGUCAAGCGAGGCCACCUGGUCGACCACAUGCACAUAUACUGCGACUACACCAUGAUCGACUGCCCUCAAGAUGACUGCGACAACAAGACACAGCGAAAGGACGCUGGACAUUGUGCGCAUCAACCUGCAUCCUGCCUUGCCUGUCGCCAGCCCAUGGCAGUCCAAGACCUUGAUGCACAUUGGCAGACAGAAUGCGCCGACCACGAUGUUGCAUGUCCCUCAUGCGCCGCCUCGAUCCCGUACCGCUACCAACAGACACAUAUCGCCCAUCACUGCCCGGAGACAAAUGCCGCCUGUCCCGCUCGUCCAGUCGGCUGUCCCUUCAGUACCAAGCGCAAGAAUCUAGCCAGCCAUGCCAUCAUGUGCUCCCUCGCCAAACUCGCUCCAUACCUCACUGCUCAGCAGCAGCGUCAAGACGAACAGGAUCAAGCUACCCAGCUGCUUGAGAAGAAACUGCAAAGCCUACAGCAAGACAUGGAAGAGUACAGGAGCACACCACAACCGGAAAAGAGAACGCCUGCUCGACGCGAAGAGCCCUCAUACUUCCAAAACAACCUCGCAGACUUUGAGCUGGCAGACUUUGAGGAAUUCCAACCUCACGCAUCGCCAACGCAGCAUCUGCUCUCUCUGCAUGAGAACUUGCGUGAAGAAGUCUCGCGUCAGGCAAACACGAUUCACGAGGUCGACACCAGGCUCAGCAUGAUGCUGCUCAACGAAAACAUGCGUCUCAAGGACGAGUUGGCCUACCAGGGCGCUCAGCUUAGCGCUCUCAUGCGACAGGUCGGCUGGCUCACAAACGCACGCCUGCAG
Aureobasidium namibiae CBS 147.97 is the source of this 1095-nucleotide messenger RNA. RefSeq lists its product as uncharacterized. The record is from RefSeq and is a predicted model, not a curated record. The annotation marks the transcript as partial. Lineage: Eukaryota; Fungi; Ascomycota; Dothideomycetes; Dothideales; Saccotheciaceae. The transcript has 2 exons. Gene Ontology annotation, molecular function: zinc ion binding.